AUGGCUUCGCGUAUGCAACUAUUGCAGCUGCCGGGCGCAGAUUUCGUCGCGGGUGUUUGUUGUAGCGAUGGGUCGACAACGUCGUUGGCUGGAAGCCGUUACAGAAUUGGCGCCUUCUUCAGCCGAUGGUCCCGCCACUCGUCGGUGCAUCGGGUCAGUAGCGGGGACCUGUCGUGGACCGUGCCGCCGCCGCUUGAGGAUGACUUCGGCAUGAGCUUGGCGGAUCGGGAUGCUCGGCUGCUGUACCAGCAGCAGCUGGAGGCGGGCUUACUGGCGCCGGAUGCGCAGCCGAAGGCCAACUGCCUUUGGGAAGUGCACAGGCAGCUGCUCUGCCAGGCCGCCGACGCGCAUCUUCGCGCCGUUGUGCAGCAGUUACUAAUGGCGGAGUCGGUGCCACAGCCUGAGGUGUGGGCGCCCAUAGUGAGCACCGCUGCACAGGCCGUGGCUGCGUACUUGUCGCCCUCACAGAUGUUUGCCAACAACCAGCACGACCCACGGCAGUCACUCAAGAUUAAGAAGGUGGCGGAUGUGGGGCGCCCGGAGGACACGUGUGUCGUGACGGGGGUGGUGGUAUGCAAGGGGCUGGUGCACCGCAAGAUGCGCACCUACGUGGAGUACCCCAAGGUGCUGCUGCUGAUGGGCUCCUUGGAUUACCAGCGCGAUCCCAGCAAACUGUCCAGCUUUGACCAUAUGGAUCACGACAAGCAGUAUCUUGCCAACGCGGUAGCCCGGCUAUCGGUAAUGAAGCCCGAUGUGUUGCUGGUGGAGGGCAGCGUGGCCCGUAUGGCGCAGGAGGACCUGCUGUCACGCAACAUCAGCGUAGCCCAGAAUAUCAAGGCAAGGGUGUUGGAGCGCUUGGCGCGAGCCAUGGGCAUAAGUGUCGCUCCCACGGUGGAGCACCUCAACCCCGGCACCGUGCAAAAGUACCUGGGUGACUGCAAGGUAUUCCGGGUGAAGGCUGAGACCAUCAACGUCAAAGCCAGAGCCUCAGAGCCGGCGGACGUCGUGGUGGCGGCAGCAGUAGAACCCACUCGCGCGCGCCCUCGAGCGGGCACCCCUACGGCUCGGGUACCGUCACGCCGGCACCCGGAAGCAGAACGCAUUCACGGGCGCCUUCGACGGGGCCGGCAUACGGCUCCGACCCCGUCGCACCUUCACCUUGCAGCGAAACCCAUCCCCGGGCGCCCUCCUGCGGCAUCAUUGGAGACGCCGGUACCUCAGGCCUCCGCAGACCAGCAAGUCUUAACCACUGCUGGCGAGCACGUGCAGGGAGCCGCAGCAGCAGGCAGUGAAGGUACAGCGUCGGAGCCGGCGCUGCAGCCCGCGGCUGACGACCAGCAAGCCAAAUAUACGUCCCUGUCAGCAGCUAUGAUGAUGAAGGCGCUGGGCUCUGGGCCCAAUGCGGCGGCAGCGGUGGCGCUGGUGUCAGCGGGCAGUGGGGCUUUGCCCAGCGUGAUGGCCUUCCGGCCGUGGGCCUCGUCGGUGUCGUCUGCAGUGCCCACCACGCCAGCGCCAGCACUGGGAGCCUCGGCAGCGUCAGCAGGAGGACAGGGAGGGCCGAGCAUCUUGGGGACGGAUGCACGCAACACACAAACGGCAGCGCCAUCGGCGCAGCCGGCGCCGCACCGCGGUGUUGGGCGAAUGGUGACCCUCAUGUACUUUGAGGGCUGCCGCCCCAUCAACUCCACGGUGCUGCUUAAGGGCGCCGGUCUGGAGGUGCUGCGGAAGCUGAAGUCGGUGGUGAGCUUCGCUGUGCUCACAGCCUGGAAUCAACGCCUGGAAUCGGCCUUCCUCGCGGACCUCCUCACGGCCGCGGUGGCGUCGGCUGGAGAGGAAGCGUACUCGGCCUGGGCGACCGCAACUAACACCAGCAUCCACGCCAGCGUCAGCACCAAUGCCGCCGCCAGCAGCCUGCCGUCUGGCGUCUCCUCCCUCGGCCCGGUCGGCCCGGGAGCUGCACAGAUGUUGUCCAUGCCGUCGAUGUCUUCCGCGUCGUUCUCCUAUCCCUCGCUCUCUCUUGCCUUCUUCCGACAACAUGCCGAGCAGGCUAUCCACACGUCUUUGGUUUCGGCCUCCGCCUCAGGCAUCCCCGGCAUCCUGCUGUCCAUCAGCCCGCAUUGCAAUGCAUGGGACGAGAGCCUUAUUGCUGAGUGGGAGCAGCAGGGCUUCACUUUUCCUCACCUGCAGCACAACCACCAUCACCACCAUCAUCACCAUAACUACACACAUGGCCACGGACAUGGGCAUGGCCGCCAGUCGCAGCGUUCGUUGAAGACAGGUCCGCAGACGCAGGCGCAGCCUCAGCAGGAGCAGGAGCAGCAAUUACAACCGCAGCAGCAGCAAGCGGUGGAUGAACUCAAUGAGUCCCCAGGACAGGCGGGCGAUGCGGGGACAUCCACUGCAGCCGCGGCGGCGGCCAAGGGGGCGCUCGCUGUUGCCACCGACGCCGACGCCGACGCCGCGGGCGGGGUUCUUCAGGGGGAACCCACUCUGGCGAUAGCGUGCGGUGGCGAUUCCAAGGAGCGCGCAGUACAGCAGCCGGUGCCGGCGGAGGGCGAUGGCAGCGGGGCUGGGCAGCGACAACAACUACAACAGCAAGCCACAGCACGGGACAGAGACCCCGGGGGUCUUAUGGUCCAGCCAGAUUUUGUGCCCGGGCCCUCCGCAACCACCUUGAUGUCGCCGUUCAUUGCUGCAGCGGCGGCUGCCGCAGCCAGCAUUACUGCUGCGGCCGAGCCGAUUUUAGCCCCGCAGGAGGAGUGCAUGAGUGCAGGGGGGCCUCCAGAGGUGCCUGCCGCGCUGGGCGCAGCCGGACAACCGGGCGGCUUAGCUACCGAAACCCUGGAACCCUUAGAUGUCGGGGCAGCAUCGGCUGCUGUUGCCGUAGCGGAGGUGCCGGAGAUGCCGCAAAGCGACAUCGUCGUGACGGAAGUUGCCGGGCAGGCAGCAAGGACUCAGUCAGCCGCUGCAGACGCCUGGGACGGCGAUGUUGGUACGCAGCCGCAGUCAGGAGAGCGGGAGCAGCAGCAACAGCUGUCAAGGCCAUCGCCGCCGCAGGAGCAGCAAUCGCAACAGCAGGAUGCUGUUAUGGUGCUUCAAGGGCAGCGCAUCUAUAGCCACCAGCGGAUCUUCGUGACCUGCAUGUUCAGGCGGAGCCGUGAUCGCAAUCUGUGCGACCCCUUCCAGGUGAAGCAGAUUGACUACUACCACCGCUCAUCGGAUGUGCCGCUCAUCCGCUACAUCAAGAUGUGCACGCAGCUGGGCUGGACGUGUCCGGGGCUUGGUUGUCCAGAGCCGUUCACAGCGCACGAGAGCGUCUUCUUCUUCGGCUGCCACAAGCUGACAGUCUUCUAUUCAACUUUGCCGCCCAUCCAGGCAUUGCCAGGGGAGGAAAGAAACCAGAUCUGGCAUUGGACACGACCUAUUGGCCGAGGCCGUGAGGGCGCUGCCUCAUGCCGUCGUGUGCCGCUGUCCCAAGACGCCUGCUACAUCAGCAUGGGCCGCUUCCUGGAGCUGUCGUUCUCUGCUGAUGGCCUGGACGUGUUCGGCCGCUCGCUCCACUACGACCACGUUCGGUACUUCGGCCUAGGCCGCACCCUGGUGUGCAUGUUCCCCGAGCGCACCAGCGUGUACGUCAUGCAACUACCGGACGUCGUGAUGUCGUACAGCCAACAAGCGCAAUUCAAGUGGCUGCGGCAAGAGGGCGCGGAGCUGGUGCAGGAGGCCAGCGACGCCUUAGACCUCAUUGAGUUGAUGCUGGCAGAGAGCCCCCAUUUUAGCGGCGGCGGCGGCGUGGCCGCCACCGCCAGCGGUGCAGCCGCCGUUGCGGCCACCGCAGCCGCCGGCUCCAGCAACACAGAGUCAUCGCUGCAACAAGCAUCAACGGCAGGCGGUGAUGCGGCUUCUGGCGAUGCAACCGCUGCCUCCACUGCCACCGCAGGCGUUACGCCCGGCAGCUCGCCAGGCGCCGCGCCAUCUGCAGCAGCCGGCCUCGCCGCCGCUGCGGCGUCUUCGGUCCUGGCGCCGCUGUUGGUGGCAGUGCGCAAGGACCGGCAGUCCUUCAUAUCUCUUGUGGCGGACUGCCUGGCCCGGUGCGCGCCCUCUGCCCCGCCCCACUCCGGGGGCCCCUCCUCCUCUUCGGUGCCCUGGGACGAGCUGGUCAUCUCCGGAGUGCGUGAGCUCAACCGGUUGCGCUGCGUGCUGGCUAAGGCGGUGCUGCAGUGGGCGUCACGCCUGCAGGACCCCGCGGGCUUCAUGGCGCACUACAACCGGGUGACUUCGGGGGGGGGAGCCGGCAACAGCGGUGGUGGUGGUGGUGGUGGUGCAGGGCGUCAACCCACACAUCCGCAGCUGCUGGAGCAACCCGGCGUCCAGAUGAGCGAAGGUUCCAUGUCGCUGUUCGGCUCGACCAGCCCCGCGGUGGCAGCCUACAGGCUGGGAUUGAUGCCGGGCCAGUUCGUCACGACAACGGCGCCGCCCUCGGAAACAGCCAGCUUUACAUCGGGAACACCUCCGGACCUAGCCUUGGAGCCGCCGCAUCCGCAGCUGCCGCAGGCUGCAGACAACACGGCUGCACACGCGCUUCCUAUCCCUAUUGUGCCGCACAUGAACGGGCCGUUGUCGGUGCACGCCGUGGCGGAGAUGGUGGCGCAGCAGGAGCUGAGGGGCGGCGGGGAGCUGCUAGAGGGAAGUCGGGCGCUGCUAGGGGCCGUGGGAGGGCCUGCUGUCGCCGUCAUGACGACAGCAGCGGCGGCGCAGCAAGGCACCACAGACCGUCCGGGCCACUCUCGCGGGGAUUCCCGCUCCGAGCUUCUUCCCGGCUCUGCCGCCACAGCCGGCGCGUCUUCAUCACUUUGCAAUGCAACGGAGGGCGCCGCAGCAAGCAUGUCGCCAGGGCUUCCCUCCCAAAGCGAUGGUGGCGCCGCUGCCAGCGCUUCGGGCCGCGCUGCGUCACAGGCCGCUGGGCCUGGGCUGUUUGCAACCGGCUCCAGUUCCAAGCGGUUGUCGUUGCUUGGCCGGCUCUCCACGAGCGGCGGCGGCAUCCCUGGCCUGGAUGCGGCCGGGGGGGGUGCUGCGAUGGGCGGGGCCACCCACACACCGGGUCCAGGCGGCUUGGUCGUGGGCGCGCUGGCUGGCCCCCGGGGCUCCAGUCUCCCGCGCUCUGCAUCCGUUAGCACCAUCGGGGAUAUGGGCGACUUGUCCUAUCUGGCUGGCAUUAGCGGCGACAGCGGCGUUGAGGACAAUGACGAUGGCGAGGAGGGCCGUGAGGAUGCCGACGACGAGGACCCCGAUCACGACACUUUCUUGGCUUUCAUGGGCUCCGCACCGAGCGGGGCCGCCGCCUUCCAGGCGGGCACAGGCGGCCGUGGGUCUGGUGGGGUCGCAGCCGGCGGCCGCUUGGCGACCGGGGCCGGCCGCGGCGGCGUGAGUGGGGACAGCGGCGACGACGUGGCGGACGAGGUGGCCGAUGGCGCGUACUAUUACCGUGCGCUUUUCAGCCAUGGCGUCGGUGGGGAGGGGGCUGCCGACAGUGGGGCUACCCCUCAGCCGCUGCUUCAGGCCCCACAGCCGCUGCUGCCGGCGGAGCCGCUGCAGCUGCGGAAGGUGCAGCAUCACCCGCUGGUGCCCCACGACGAAGAAGAGCAGGGACAGGGACAGCACCGACUGCGCGUCAAUGUGCCAAACGGGCAGUCCUCUGCUCCGGUUCCGAACUCCUCGCCGCCGCCUUCAGCCGCGGUAUUGCCACCCGUGGGCGUCGCAGCCUCGGGCGCCGUUGCGCAGUCCCAAGGCGGACUUGCAGGCGCGCAUGUGCCAGUGCACCACCCCACUGCACCUUUUCCCAUCACGGCUGCUGGUGCCAUGCCGCUCGUCCCUGCGACGGAGUCCUUCGGCGGCGCAGCCAGCGGCGGUCCUGACGCUGCAGGCGGCGCCGCCGCCGUCACUACAUUUUCUCGCCGGCAGCUCAUGGUGCAGGUGAAGCGGCGGUUGGAGUCAGUGGCAGCGGCCACCAUUGGCGGUAAUACCUUGGCGCGCGGGUUCAUCCCUCUGCCGGGGCGCGCGACGCUUCCGCCUGGAGUCAACGACACCAGCAUCCCUAUCUUCGACAGCGAACCCACGUCCAUCAUUGCCUACGCCUUGUCUACGCGCGCCUAUCAGCAGCAGAUCAACGCAGGCUACAAGGCCAUCUUUGGCAAGGCGCGCGCGGAAAGCCACCGCGAACGCGAGCGCGACCGAGAGCCAGUUGGCACGGCACUGGGGCCGAUGCCGGGAACAUCCGAACAGUCGCAACCUCCGUUGCAUAACGUGGCGGCGGUCGGGACCCCGAGCGGGUCGCAGGGCGCAACACCCACAGGUUCCACCGGCGUGGCCGCAGGUGCUAGUGCUGGCGGACCGACGCAGGGCACGGGUACAGCCGCAAGUGGCAGCUCAGGCCAGGGCGCAACCGCAGGGCCAGGGCCGGGCAGCACCUGCGUGGCCGCCAGUGCAACGGCAGCUGGCCCCACAACCCAGGUUACUAGCACAGCAGCAUGGCCCCCCCAGCCGCAGCCACCAGCAGCAGCCGUGCCGCCGCCACCGUUACCUGCCGGGCAGCUGGGUGCCAGCCCCGACGCGGAGUGGUGGACGGUGCUGACCUCCAAGGAGGCAUGUCACGUGCGGGUCGCGUUUGAGGACGAGGCGCGCAGCAUGCCCUGGGCACGUGCGCGCUUCACGGUCACGGCGCACUUUGCACCGCAAUUUGCGGAGCUGCGUCGGCGGUGCAUACAGGGCGGCGAGGCGGCAUUCGUGGCCAGUAUGUGCCGCUGCAAGCGCUGGGAGAGCCGCGGCGGCAAGUCCAACGCCUACUUUGCCAAGACCCGAGAUGAGCGCUACAUCAUCAAGAGCCUGUCCAAGUCCGAGAAGGCCUCCUUCAUGAACUUCGCCCCGCACUACUUUGCGCACAUGGGCCGUCACCUGCUCAACCGGGACUCGCCCACCUGCCUGGCCAAGAUCCUAGGGGUCUACUCGGUGACAUUCAAGCCGCAGCCCGGCACCGCGGCGCUGGAGGGGGCGAUUGGGGGCGGCGCGGCAGGGAUGGCUGCCGGUGCGGCCCUCAUUAAGGAGCUCAGGGACCGGGAGUUUUCUCAGGACCUGCUGGUGAUGGAGAACUGCUUUUACGACCGCCCAGUGGCUCGCAUUUACGACCUUAAGGGCUCGGAGCGCAACCGCUUUAAUGCGGACGCCGCCAGCCGCCCCGAGGACCACCUGGAGGUCCACCUAGACGACAACUUGCGCCGUACCAUGCACACCAAUCCAAUCUUUGUGGAUGCGCGUAGCCGGCAUCAGAUGGAGGCGGCGGUGUGGGCGGACACGGGCUUCCUGGCUGGGCAGGACGUCAUGGACUACAGCCUGCUGGUGGGGGUGGAUAAAGAGAACGGCGUGCUGGCGCUGGCCAUCAUCGAUUUCAUCCGCCAGUACACUUGGGACAAGCAGCUGGAGACGUGGGUGAAGAGCAGCGGCAUGCUGGGCGGAAACGGCAAGGAGCCCACCAUCAUCUCCCCGAAGCAGUACAUGCGCCGCUUCCGGGCCGCCAUGCAACAGUACUUCACCGCCGUGCCAGGUUCCGGGGGGUCUGAGGUGCCCAAGGACCCGGACGCGGUUGCAUAA
Molecule: messenger RNA, 7644 nt
Organism: Volvox carteri f. nagariensis
Lineage: Eukaryota; Viridiplantae; Chlorophyta; Chlorophyceae; Chlamydomonadales; Volvocaceae
Exons: 25
Coding region: 1-7644 (2547 amino acids)
Biological process (GO): phosphatidylinositol phosphate biosynthetic process
Cellular component (GO): endosome membrane
Molecular function (GO): 1-phosphatidylinositol-3-phosphate 5-kinase activity; ATP binding
Source: RefSeq, a predicted model, not a curated record